AUGGCUGACAAACAUACAAAGAAUUUGAUCAUAAAAAGUUUUGAGAAGAAGUAUGUGCAAGCAUUGUUUAUAGAUGUGUUUGGUGAACAUUGUCAACCCUACACCAGCUCCAGGUUUUUCUGUAUAACUCCUCAUGUUUUGCAAGUAGGACACUCAUUUCUGACAAGACAACAGCAGGUGACCAAUUCUGCUGCAAAUGACCAGACAAAGAGUGCACCAAAGGUACUUCACCACAGCCUGGGACCUCUGGAAGCACUCAUGAAGUGUAUUGAAAUGAACUGGAUGGCCGUGUUGGUUGGCCCAGCAUCUAGCGGUAAGACUAGUCUUGUGAAGCUCUUGGCUCAGCUCAGUGGACAUAAGCUUCAAGUGAUGGCUAUGAACAGUGCAAUGGACACCACAGAACUUCUUGGAGGGUUUGAGCAGGCUGAUUUGAGCAGAAAGUUGGGGGACAUUGCUGCUAAGAUUGUAGAGCAAGGAUCUGUGAUGGUCAAGAUACUGCUGACCAUUGGAUCUAACCCAGAAGAAAAUGUCCAGAAGUCACAAACUUUACAGAGUCUGAUGGCACAGUAUAGGGAGAAUAAUUAUAAAGACAAAGGAAACGGUAUCCAGGAAGAGGCUGAAUAUGUGAAAGGGAGGUUUAGAAUUUUAUUCAAAUUACUUGGACAGCUACAGGAAUUACAGCAGUCAGGUGAUUUUUUCUGUACCAUAACUUAAGUGAUAUUUUUUCUUGUAUCAUUUUCAGUAUUUU
Messenger RNA from Lingula anatina, 748 nucleotides. RefSeq names its product midasin-like. Lineage: Eukaryota; Metazoa; Brachiopoda; Lingulata; Lingulida; Lingulidae. Gene Ontology annotation, molecular function: ATP binding; ATP hydrolysis activity. The record is from RefSeq and is a predicted model, not a curated record. Gene Ontology annotation, biological process: ribosomal large subunit export from nucleus; ribosomal large subunit assembly. Gene Ontology annotation, cellular component: preribosome, large subunit precursor; nucleus.